AUGCCGCGCAGUCCGUUGACGCAUAUGCGCCCGUCCUCCACCUCCACCUCGCCUUCCCCCUCGCCCCCGCUCACAUCCCCUCGCUGGUCCUCCUCAUCGCGCCUCUCGCCUUCGCGCCAGCACCGGCUCUCCCGCGGCCGCAACCGCCGUGCCAGCACCGCCGCCUCCGGCUCCGUCCCCUCCCCGUCCGCCCCCACCCCGUCCUCCCUCCUCUCGCAGGCCGCCUCCCUCGCGCGCCACGCGCUCGACCUCGGCCUCCGCGUGCUCGCCUGGUACCUGCGCCUGCCACUGCUUCCGCGGCUCCUGCUCGCCCUCGCCGCCCUCGCCGUCGGCCUCCUCGCCCUCGCCGCCCUCGUCUACUCGCACGCGCUCUUCGCCUGGCUCGGCGGGCCCGUCGCCGACCGCUGGCGCCGCAUGCCCGCCGGCUGGCUCGUCAACUUCGCCCUCGUCUUCGUCACCUCCUUCCCGCCCGUCGUCGGCUACGCCACCGCCACCACCAUCGCCGGCUUCAUCUGGGGCUUCCCCGGCGGCUGGCCGGUCGCUGCUGCUGCUGCGACUACGGGCAGCCUCGCCGCGUUCGUCGCCAGCCGUACGGUGCUCGGCGGGUUCGUCGGCAGGCUGGUCGGCCGCGACCCGCGCUUCCUCGCCCUCGCGCAGGUCAUGCGCAAGGAGGGCCUGCUGUAUCUUACUGCCGUGCGCUUCUGCCCGCUGCCGUUUAGCCUCAGCAACGGCUUCCUCGCCACCAUCCCGAGCAUCACGCCCGCCGCCUUCACCAUUUCCACCGCGCUGUCGAGCGUUAAACUGCUCGUCCACGUAUUCAUCGGCAGCCGCCUCGCCAUCCUCUUCGAAAAGGGCGACGAAAUGUCCACCCGCGACAAGGUCAUCAACUGGACCGCCAUGGGUCUCAGCGGUGUCGUCGGCCUCGCCGUCGGCUACGUCAUCUACCGCCGCACCAUGGAGCGCGCCGCCGAGAUCGCCCGCGAGCAGACCGAAGGUGCUGCUGGAACGGACGACGAGGAUGCCGCCGAGCGGGGGUACGCCGCCGGCGGCUACGUCGACUCCGAGACCGCCCUGCUCGAUCCCGAGGACGCCGCCGCCAUCAUGUCCGACGACGACCUCUCCCUCUGGGAGACCAACGGCGCGACCUACUCGGACGAGGAGAGCGGCGGCAGCGGCAGCGACGGUGCUCGGCCCAAGUCCAACGGCCUCAAGCUGCACUAG
Messenger RNA from Cordyceps fumosorosea ARSEF 2679, 1221 nucleotides. RefSeq names its product TLG2-vesicle protein of 38 kDa. Gene Ontology annotation, biological process: vesicle-mediated transport; mitotic spindle elongation. The coding region runs from base 1 to 1221 and encodes 406 amino acids. Gene Ontology annotation, cellular component: Golgi membrane. The transcript has 2 exons. NCBI's taxonomy places the organism in Eukaryota, Fungi, Ascomycota, Sordariomycetes, Hypocreales, Cordycipitaceae. The record is from RefSeq and is a predicted model, not a curated record.